AGGAUUGCCUACACUUCUUCAUCUAGAGAUUCUAGAUCAGAAUAAAUAAUUUACACAUGUGAAUGUGAAUUUAUUUGGAUCAUUAUGUUUUCGAAAGAUUUGAAGAAUGAUAAAUUGUGUUUAAAAAUUUAUUAUAUUUAGCAGAUUUUUUAUAUAAAUUUGAUAUAUAAAUUCUAUAUAACCAAAAAAAUGGCAGAAGAUCAGAAACAAAAUAUUGAAGAAAAAACGAAACCAAUAUUUCGCAAUUUGACGGCCGAUGAUCCAGAACCAGAAACGACAGAGAUAGAAAGUCUCUGUAUGAAUUGUGAACAAAAUGGUGUUACCAGAUUAUUGUUAACAAAGAUUCCAUAUUAUAAAGAUAUUGUGGUAAUGUCUUUUGAUUGUGAACAUUGUGGUUUUCAAAAUAAUGAAAUACAAAAUAGUGGAAAAAUUGCAGAAAAAGGAAUUAGAAUAACAUUACAAAUUAAAACUGCAAGAGAUUUGAAUCGUCAAGUGGUUAAGUCAGAUUAUACCUGUAUAAAAAUUCCAUCUUUAGAUUUUGAAAUUCCUUCUAGAUCACAAAAAGGAGAAAUCACAACAAUUGAAGGAAUUAUAGAAAGAACUAUUAAUGGAUUAGAACAAGAUCAACCUGAAAGAAGAAAAAAGUAUGCAACUGCUGCAUUUCAAAUUGAUGAAUUUCUUGAGAAACUAAAAAAACUUAAAUCUUUAGAACAACCUUUCAUUAUGAUAUUUGAAGAUAUAUCAGGUGAAUGUUAUGUAGAAAAUCCAAAAGCUCCAUUAAAAGAUGAAGAAUAUAGUAUAAUACAAUUUAAAAGAACAAAAGAACAAGAUCAUAUUUUAGGAAUUUAUACUGAAAAUUCAGAGGAUACUUUGUUAAAACCCAUAAAGGAAGGAGAAUAUACUUUAGAACAAAUUGAGGGAGAAGUACUUUCUUUUCGAACAAAUUGUCCAGAAUGUAAUUGCCCAUGUGAAACUAAUAUGAAAUUGACCAAUAUUCCACAUUUUAAGGAAGUUGUAAUUAUGGCAACAGUUUGUGAUUCUUGUGGACAUAGAACAAACGAAGUUAAGAGUGGUGGAGGUAUUGAACCCAUGGGAGUGAAAAUAGAAGUAACAAUCAUAGGAAGAGAAGAUUUUAAUCGUGAUUUGUUAAAGUCUGAAACUUGUCAUAUGCAAAUACCAGAAUUGGAAUUAGAAAUUGGUCCUGCUGCUUUAGGUGGACGUUUUACUACUAUAGAAGGCAUUUUAGUAGCUAUUAAAGAACAAUUAUCAUCAUCAACAGCUUUUAGCGGUGAUAGUAGUGAUCCUGAAACUGUUAAACGGAUGGAAAUUUUCAUAUCUCAUUUAAAUGAAGUUUUGGAAGGAAAGCGAAAGAUUACACUUGUAUUAGAUGAUCCAGCGGGUAAUAGUUACAUUCAAAGCCUUUCUAAUGAAGGUUUAGAUAAUGGUUUAAAGAUUAUUAAAUAUGAAAGAAGUUUUGAUCAGAAUGAAGAACUGGGAUUAAACGACAUGAAAGUUGAAGAUUAUUAAUUGACCAUCACAAAAAAUUAUAAAAUAAGGCAAUGUCGAUAAUGUCAAUACAAUGUAUUAUAUUCAAACAUAAAAAAAAAUGUAUUAUAAAUGUACACUAUACCGUGUAAAUACAUAUUUUGCAAUUUUAUUGCAAAAUUUUUUAUUAAAUUCAAAUUUCUACUGUCAUUUCGUAUAUUUAACAACUAAAUUAAAUAAUUAUACAAUCGGUAUAGCAUCGAGUUUUUUUAGUUUUGGUAGUCUUCUAGUUACUUGGCUGCGCCAAGAUUCUACAUCCAUACUUUCACAGAUAGGAUUAUUGAUGAAUAAUAAAUCUUCGAGAAGCGGAAUUUCUUGCAAACGAUUAAAUUCAGCCCAAUCUUUUACCAGAUUAUUCGACAUAUAAAGCACUUUUAAUGCUUUUAGUACAUUUACACCUUUAAUUUUUUCGAUUAGAUUAUAUGAUAUCCACAAUUCUUCUAAGUGUUCUCCAACUGCUUCUAAUCCAGAGAAUGUUUUAAUUUGAUUGCGACCCAAAGAGAGGAUUUUUAAAUUUUUUAAUGCACUGAUACCAGUGAUUUUUUCUAUCAUAUUUGUUGAGAGAGAUAGUUUUCUAGAAAAAUUUUACUUUUAAUAUUUUUACUAAAUAAAUUUUAAAAAUAUUACUAACUCUACAGCAGCAAGUGCUGCUAAAUUAUUAUCCAUUUUUUCAAUCGGCGGCCAUUGAAAGGACAAAAUAAUUUCUUUCUCUUCAUUGGCACUUAGACCUGUUUUUUCUUCCCAUCGCUGAAUAGCUUCCUUACAAGUUGUUGCUUUAAGAGUCUAUGUAAAACUUACAUUAUAAAUUUUUAGAAAAAAA
Apis dorsata (giant honeybee) is the source of this 2365-nucleotide messenger RNA. RefSeq names its product zinc finger protein ZPR1 (gene Zpr1). The record is from RefSeq and is a predicted model, not a curated record. NCBI's taxonomy places the organism in Eukaryota, Metazoa, Arthropoda, Insecta, Hymenoptera, Apidae. The transcript is spliced from 4 exons. Gene Ontology annotation, molecular function: zinc ion binding. Bases 190 to 1527 code for a protein of 445 amino acids. Gene Ontology annotation, cellular component: cytoplasm; nucleus.